AUGUUUCUCAAGCUGGCAUUGGGAGCCACCCUUCUCGGAUGGGGGUCGCUGGCCGACAUCUGCAUCGAGAAGACAGCAACUCUCCCUUCAGGAUGGAUGAAGAUUAGCGACACAGUCGAUCCAAACGAGCAGUACUCGUUUUCGAUUGCACUCAAGCAGCCACAGAUGAAGGGACUCCAAAAGUUCCUCACGUCGGUCCAGGAAGACUUGCUGUCCCUGACUGACGUCACCAAGAUGCGUACUCCGACAGCCAAGUCCGUGAGCAAAGUGCAGGCCUGGCUGCGCAGCCACGGCAUCAAGGACGUCGACACCAAGGGCGACUGGGUCAAUGUUCGCGCGACGGUUGGCCAGACUGAUGCGCUCAUCGGCUCUGUGCUGGCGCACUACAUCUACGACGGCGAUGACAAGCCCGUCCUGCGCACCACCCAGUACUCUAUUCCCGACGCCCUCGAGGACGACAUCGACUUUAUCCAUCCCGUGUCCAACUUUAUGAAGCCCGUUCGCUCCAUGUCCAAGAUCAAAUGGCUCAACGAGACGGACCUGGCGAAGCGCGACCCGCCGUGCACGUCCAUCAUCACGCCCAAAUGCGUUCGAGACGCGUACAACUUUCACUACGAGACGCCCGACGGCAAGUCGAACGUCACCAUGGGCGUGGCCGGCUUCCUAGAGGAGUACGCCAACUACCAGGACUCGGACCAGUUCCUGUUGCAGCACGCGCCCGAGAUUGCGGCCAAGCACUACAACUACACCGUGAAGCUCAUCAACGGCGGCGAGAACCCGCAGGAGCUGUCCAAAUCGGGCGCCGAGGCGGCGCUGGAUGUUGACUACGCCCUGAGCCUCGCGUACCCGGCCAACCUCGUCUUUUACUCAACCGCCGGCCGGAGCGAGCUCAUUGGCGAGGACGGCACCAAGGACUCGAGCAAGACCUCUACCAACGAGCCGUUCCUCGAGAUGUUCCAGUACUUUCUGGACAAGCCCGACGGCGAGAUCCCGAGCGUGCUGUCCAUCUCGUACUCGGACGACGAAGUCUCUGUCCCGCGCCCCUACGCCGAAAAGGUGUGCAGCAUGAUUGGCAUGCUCGCGGGCCGCGGCAUGACUGUCCUCUUUGGCUCUGGCGACGGCGGCGCGCAGGGCGGGCGCAACUCCAACUGCCGCACACGCGACGGCUCCAACAAAAAGAUUGCCAUGACGACGUUUCCCUCGACGUGCCCGUGGGUGCUCGCCGUCGGCGCCGUCACCAACGCCAAGAACCCGCCCGAGGCGGCAUCCUUUAGCACCGGCGGCUUCUCACAGUACUUUGAGCAGCCCGACUGGCAAAAGGAGGUGGUUGGCGAAUACAUCAAAUCCAUCGACGGCCAUCUGGACGGCUACUACGAGCCUGGGAACCGCGCCAUCCCCGACAUCUCGGCCGUGGGAACCAACGUGCUAGUCCUUACCAACGGGCGGCCUGGCGUGUUGCAGGGCACCAGCGCCAGCACGCCCAUGAUUGCGGCCAUGCUGGCCAUGGUCAACGACGCGCGCGCCCGCGCUAAUAAGAAGCCGCUUGGCUGGGCCAACAAGCUGCUGUACAGCGAAAAGGUGCGCAGCGUGCUGCUCGACGUGACCGAGGGCGAGAGCCGCUCGUGCAACUAUGAUGGCGAACAGCCAGGCGGAUGGCCGGCCAAGCCAGGCUGGGAUGCCGUCACCGGCCUGGGGGUGCCCAAGGACUUUAACGAGCUGCUUGACGCGCUGGUGCAUGCGGAUGAUUAG
Molecule: messenger RNA, 1749 nt
Organism: Akanthomyces muscarius
Lineage: Eukaryota; Fungi; Ascomycota; Sordariomycetes; Hypocreales; Cordycipitaceae
Exons: 1
Coding region: 1-1749 (582 amino acids)
Biological process (GO): proteolysis
Molecular function (GO): serine-type endopeptidase activity; tripeptidyl-peptidase activity
Source: RefSeq, a predicted model, not a curated record